UUAUUAGACUCAACAGAGCCCCCAGGACAACACCCAGAGGGAUGUGGGGCUUGGGAUGAGCCUGGCUCUGGAGAAGGGGCCUGUCCUGCAGCCAUCCCUCCCUGCUCCCCACGUCUCCUCCUCCCACCCCACCACCAUGGAAAUGCCCCCCAAGAGCCCCGACGGGAGCGAGAUGUCCCCCCAGUCCAAGGAGCUGGUGACCAGCCACACGGGCAGCACCCUGUGCAUGAGCUCCCGCAGCGAGUCCGUGUGGACCAGCGCCUCCAGGAGCAAGUGGGACAUUUACCACAAGCCCGUCAUCGUGGUGUCCGUGGGAGCUGCCGUCUUCCUCUUCGGGACGGUCAUCACCAGCCUGUCCUGCUUCCUGACCCAGAACAAAGACGCUUACAAAAUGUCCGGCCCCGCUUUCCUGUCCCUGGGACUGAUGCUCCUGGUCUGCGGCCUGGUCUGGAUCCCCAUCAUCCGCAAGAAGCAGAAGCAGAGGCAGAAGUCGCAGUUCCUCCAGAGCCUCAAGUCCUUCUUCUUCAACCGCUGAGGGCAGCCGCGACCUGCCCGAGAAGGUUCCCUCCCCUCCGCCAACCCGUGUUGAUCAGCCAUGCAAACAGACACUGUCUCGUACUCCCUGGAGGGUUCCUCCCCAGCCGGCGCCUUCCCUACACCGUGUCCGGCGUGAAAAUGAACUUUUGUACUUCACCCGAGUCAUCCCAGGGAAAAGAGGAGCAGGAAUUUUCAGCUGAGCCCAGCAAGGGUCUCUGCACUGCCCCGCUGUCCAAAGAGGGACCCGACGGCACAAACUGCGUAAAGCGAAGCCCCAGAGGAGCCUGGGCUGAAACAAAACCCCAGAGGAACCCAGGACCCCAGGAGGCUCUGCAGGAUCCAUCAGCAGAGAGGAACCACCUGACUGGAGCCACAGAUCCCGAAUCUGCCGGAGAGGCUGGAGGAUCUGCGCUGGAGGAUCUGCACAGCACCAGGAGACGCAGCAGAAGCAGAGGGCACAGAUCCUACUGAAGAUCCCAGAUCCUCCAGAGGGACACAGAUCCUGCAGAGGGGCACAGAUCCUGCAGAGGGACACAGAUCCUGCAGAGGGACACAGAUCCUCCAGAGGGACACAGAUCCUGCAGAGGGGCACAGAUCCUGCAGAGGGACACAGAUCCUGCAGAGGGACACAGAACCUCCAGAGGGACACAGAUCCUGCAGAGGGACACAGAUCCUGCAGAGGGACACAAAUCCUCCAGAGGGGCACAGAUCCUCAGAGGGACACAGAUCCUGCAGAGGGACACAGAUCCUGCAGAGGGACACAGAUCCUCCAGAGGGACACAGAUCCUCCAGAGGGACACAGAUCCUGCAGAGGGGCACAGAUCCUGCAGAAGGGCACAGAUCCUCCAGAGGGACACAGAUCCUGCAGAGGGGCACAGAUCCUCAGAGGGACACAGAUCCUGCAGAGGGACACAGAUCCUGCAGAGGGACACAGAUCCUGCAGAGGGACACAGAUCCUCCAGAGGGGCACAGAUCCUCCAGAGGGGCACAGAUCCUGCAGAGGGGCACAGAUCCUCCAGAGGGACACAGAUCCUGCAGAGGGGCACAGAUCCUGCAGAGGGGCACAGAUCCUGCAGAGCGACACAGAUCCUGCUGCUCCAGGCACCAGGCAGGGCAGGGAUGAGGGGAAUGUGUCUGGGAAUGGUGGGAGCUGUGGGAGCUGUGCCCAGGGCUGAGCUGAUUCCCUCCCAGGGAACUCUCCACCUCCUCCUGGCCAUGUCUGCUUGAGCUCCCCCGUUUCUCAAAGCAGUGCCACAUCAACAUUUCUGCUGGGAAAUGUGCUCCAAGAUGCCUGAGACCCGAAGCAGUUGUGUUUCCACACAAGGUGAGCUCGGGCUCACCUUGGCACCGGUGCCAGGCUUGCCCCAGUCUGUGCCCAGGGCUGUGUUCCUGGACAUCCUCCCACCCGUGUGGGCAGAGCUGGAGGUGGCACAUCCCAUCCUGGCAGCUGCAUUAGGAGCGUUUGGGCACACAAAUCCCUUUGCCCCAGGCUCAGCCUGGCCCUGAGCUUCGUUUCCUGCCUGGCGCAGGCGUCCCUGGGCAGCGGUGGCAGAUCUGGCACGGGACCCAGCAGAGCUGUUUGUUCCUCGGCCAUGCCCCGUGUCACGCCACGCUCUGCUGCUGUUUGCCGUCCUGGCACCGGGCACCAGCCUGUGUCCCUUCGGGCAGGGGACGCUCACCAAAACUCGGGGCAGCUGCAGCCAGGGACGGGGUGGACACCAGGAGUCAGGAUGGGAAACCAGGGAGCAGCGGGAGGAGCAGCCCCAGGCCCCAGCUGGCUGCAGAUCUGGGCACGGCUGGGAGCCCCGGAGCUGCACUGGGCGGAGGAGGCACCUGGAAAUGGGUCCUGCUGCACAGAGCUGUGCUCAGCCGGGGCUGCCUGGCCAAAGGGGUGCUCCAGGAGGGCCAGAACUGGCCAGUGGAGACAGGGAGCUCCUGCUGGACUCAUCUUUAGGGAGCUCCUGCUGGACUCAUCUCAAGGGGGUUCCUGCUGGACACAUCUCAAGGGGGUUCCUGCUGGACACAUUUCUAGGGAGCUCCUGCUGGACACAUCUCAAGGGGGUUUCUCUUGGACACAUCUCAAGGGGUUCCUGCUGGACACAUCUCAAGGGGUUCCUGCUGUCUCUGUCUCAAGGGGUUCCUGUUGGACACAUCUCAAGGGGUUCCUGCUGGACACAUCUCAAGGGGGUUCCUGCUGGUCACAUCUCUAGAGAGCUCCGGUUGGACACAUCUCUAGGGAGCUCCUGCUGGACACAUCUCAAGGGGUUCCUGCUGUCCCUGUCUCAAGGGGUUCCUGUUGGACACAUCUCAAGGGGGUUCCUGCUGUCCAC
Molecule: messenger RNA, 2867 nt
Organism: Hirundo rustica (Barn swallow)
Lineage: Eukaryota; Metazoa; Chordata; Aves; Passeriformes; Hirundinidae
Gene: PIRT
Product: phosphoinositide interacting regulator of transient receptor potential channels
Exons: 2
Coding region: 56-535 (159 amino acids)
Biological process (GO): positive regulation of cation channel activity; phosphatidylinositol-mediated signaling
Molecular function (GO): phosphatidylinositol bisphosphate binding; transmembrane transporter binding
Source: RefSeq, a predicted model, not a curated record